Messenger RNA from Nerophis lumbriciformis (worm pipefish), 8617 nucleotides. RefSeq names its product AT hook containing transcription factor 1 (gene ahctf1). Lineage: Eukaryota; Metazoa; Chordata; Actinopteri; Syngnathiformes; Syngnathidae. Gene Ontology annotation, molecular function: protein binding. The record is from RefSeq and is a predicted model, not a curated record.
AGAAGAAAACCUAACAGCGAUUCCCUCACAGUGAAAAUGGCGCUAUGCGAAGCCGAAGAUUGAAGUUCUUUUGGAAGCAGCGCAAGCAGCCCAGCGAGUUAGGUGUGGGAUUCGCGCCGAGCCGAUUAUGACGGACUAUCACCGGAACAUUCGCCAAGGUUAACGAAACAUUCGUGGGUUCCCGAUCAAAGCCGACUACACGCGAGGCAGUGAGCGAUGCAUGCACUGACAGCACAGGUCACUAGCAGCCUGCUGCCUUUCCCUGCAGUGACCCUCGAGGCUCUGGGAGAAGACGAGAUCACUCUGGACUCUGUGCUUCAUGGCAGGUUUACGACUGGCCGAGGAGGACAUGCUUGGCUUGCCUGUGGCCCCCACCUGGAGUUUCUCCAUUCGCUGACUGGGGAACGUCUGUCUGCAUACUGCUUCAGCGGUGGAGGGGAGCACUCGCCUGGUGUCCUCACAGCGAGGGACUUCAGCUGGCUCAAAAGGUCUGGAUUGCUGGUGGGCUUGGAGGAAACAGAAGGCAGUGUACUAUGUCUUUAUGACUUGGGACUGUCAAAGGUGGCCAAAGCUGUACUUAUACCAGGAAGGAUAACAGGCAUUGAACCUUUAGUGAGUUAUGGUGGCGCCAGCACCUCAACCCAACACCUUCACCAGAGUCUUCGCUGGUUCUUUGGCAUUGCCGCCAUAGUAACAGAUCUGGGUCAUGUUCUGCUGGUGGACCUCUGUCUGGACGAUUUGUCUUGUAGCCAGAGUGAGCUGGAGGCCUCAGACUUGCAAGUAGUGACCAAAUCUCCAGGUGCAAUUCCCAGACUCAGGGAGGAAAGCAGCAGAGAGGGCAGACAUCUUUGCCUCCAACUCAAUGAGCCCAGUGGUGUUUCAGUCACAGCUCUGCAGUACAUCCCCAGAACCAACCAACUGGCCGUGGGCUUCGCCGAUGGCUAUUUGCAGCUUUGGAACUUGAAGUCUCUUAGAAAAGAAUACCACUCCCAGUUAGAUGGUGGCAGGGUGCCUGUCCAUGCCUUCACCUUCCAGGAGCCUGAAAAUGACCCCAGGAACUGCUGCUAUCUCUGGGCUGUGCAGUCUACUCAGGAUCAAGAAGGAGAUAUGGUCACUCUCCGCCUGCUUCAACUGGCCUACAGUGAGCGCAAGUGUCUAUCCUCAGGGAAGAUCCUCUAUGAGGGUCUAGAGUACUGCGAGGAGCGUUACAGUCAGGAGCUGAGUGGUGCAGCUUUCCCUCUGAGGGCAGAGACCACCAACACCCGCCUGCUGACCUACCAGACCAUCGAGAAAUACCGGCCCCACCCUGACCGGGAUGACAGCAUGAAUGAAGCUGCAUCCCCAGAUACAAGCGUGUCCAUCUUCAGCUGGCAAGUCAAGACCUAUGGUCAAGGAACACCAUCAACCUACAUCGGAAUUUUUGACAUCAACCGCUGGUACCAUGCUCAGAUGCCAGACUCAUUAAGAGCGGGCGAGUCUCUGCAGAACUGUACAUACAUUGCAGUGUGGUGUCUGGACCAAGUGAUGCAGAUGACUUCUCCGCACAUCCUGCUGGAUGUGGUGGUACAGGAGCACAGUCUCAGCCGAGGCCUACCCUUAACUUUCCCACCACCAGAACAGUACUUUAAUCCAACCGCAUAUAACUUUGACGCUACUUGCUUAUUCAACACUGGAAUUAUGCAUACAACAUGCUCCGGAUAUCAGAAAGAGACCCUGAGCUUUUUGAAGAAAGCUGCUCCUUGCUCUAGUGAUGUUAUUUCCAGCAGUUACUUGCGCUGCCUAAUGUCUGGCUUGUUGUCAUCUCGCCUGGCUGAUGCACACAACUCCAGCAUCUCUCAGGAGGAGCAGCUCGAUGCGAUCCUAUCAACUGCCGUAGAGACCAGCUCUUUGGGACUGAUUACUGGUUGCAUCAAGCAGUGGACUGCUGAGGAACAGCCAGGCUCUGCAUUGAACCUGCGCUAUAUCUUGGAUUGGGCUUGGAACAAAGUGAUCCAAACCAAGGAAGAACUGGAUGGCAUCUGUACUCCACUGUUCGACAGCUCCUCCAAUUUCACAGACCCUCAGACCAUGCAGCUGCUGCAGCACAGCCAGCAACUGCUGGAGAACCUCAGCACCAUCUUCCACUGUCUGCUCAAUGAGGCCCAGGAGCUAACACAGAAAGGUCUAGUUGGUCUGAUCAACAAAAACAUGGUGUCCAGUCUGAUUUCCAAGUAUGCACAAGUCAUCCUCUGGUUCUGUCGCACUGGCCUGCUGCCUGAGGGGUCAGAUGUAGAUGCCAUGCAGAUCUCCAGGCCUUUCUACAGUCACUCUGUCAUCAGCAACUAUUACUCUAUUCGUAGAGAGGAGCUCACCACAAUGGCAAAGGGCAAGUGGUGUGCAGAUUGCCUGAUGAUUGACAGUUUGGUCAAUCAGUGUGGAGAACGCUUAAUCAGUCUGUGGAAAAGGGACGAUGUUGGCACAGGACAGUACCCACCGCCUACCCUACAUGCUCUGCUAGAUAUUUAUCUUCUGGAAAAUGUUGAAGAAGCUGUAAAACAUGCUGUUGUAAUCUACCUGUUGUUGGAUGUUAUGUGCUCCUUCCCAAAUAAGGAGGGAGCAUCCGUGGAGUCUUUUCCCCAUGCUUUUGCCAUCCCCACUGGACUGGUCAAACUGGUCCAAGGCCUGUGGUUGUUGGAUCAUCGUGACCAUCAGAGUGCAUUCGAGGUGCUCCUCCAUCCGGCCGCAUCUCAAUGUCACUUUGAGUGGCAGCAUGAACGUGUCCUUCAAGCGCUGAUGUGCCAGGGCCAACACUUGAUGGCACUGCGCUACUUUCAUGUUACAAAGCCUCUGAUUUCCUCCACUUCCCAGGCCAAGCUCUGCCUCUCUGUAUUGCUACAUAACAGAUGUCUAACCGAGGCGUGGUCGUUGCUACGGCAACACUCAAAUCAUCUCAACACGGCAGAGCUGCUGGGAUUCCUAUACGAGAGCUGCCAGGAGCUGGGCCUCAUUAAAGAGCUGCUCAAGCUGCCUCUGGGACACACUGAGCAGGAGACUUUGGAAACGUUCCUUCAAGGUACAGGUGGUCUUCACAACAGAGAAAUACUCAUGGUUCAUUAUCUUCAGCAAGCCAACUACAUACCUGCAUUGCAACUAAACCACAGCCUCAAAAUGCACCUUGUGAACGAGCGAGACCCAAAACUUAAAGAGCGUUCCAACACACGCAACUCUAUUUUAGAACAGUAUGGCAAAGUUCUGCCCAGAGUGCAGAGGAAACUGGCAAUGGAGAGAGCCAGACCCUACCAACAUCCCAGCACUGUCCACAAAGAAGUGACUCGGCCGCAGCCACUGUCAGCCAUUAGCAAGCGUUCUGCCAAUGAGAAGGUAAUGUCCAGGGCAGGCUUCAUCAACAAUGUUCUGACCAAGAUUGAGGAGGUGUGGUUGGACAAAGGAGAUACACCAAACUCCUCCUCUCUUAAGAGUCCAAGGUCAGCUGGGUUCCUGAGUCCUGGGCUCAAGACUGCAUCUCAAGCCCAACCACAACCUUUCUUAGGAACGCCAGUCACGAUGAGCUCUAAAAGAAAAUCAAGACUAAUAGACCUGAUGGUUCAUCCCUCCUGUCACAUGCCUUGGCCUCUGAUCAGUCCAGCCAGACCCUCAAGUGUUUGGGUUUCUCCAAAAAGCACCUUUAAGGCCCCUGAAUUCAGCCUGUUGCAAACGCCACAGGUUGUCAAGCGAGCUCGUUCCUUGGCUGCUUCAGGCCCUGUUUUUACAGCCUUCACCCCUCAGUCCAUCCUACGCAGCAGCCUGAGGCCCACCCCUGUGGCCACGCCCUCCGUGUCUCCUGGGCGCUCCAUCACACCUUCACUCCGCAGCAAAGAGAGUAGGAUCAUCUUUACUGAACUGGCGGAAUCUCCUGAAUCCCAAAAGGACAUUCACUGGACCAAUGGCAUGGCAGCAGACAGUGAAAUUAGCUUACUAACUAGUCAAACCAGGCUGUCUCAAACACGUAACACCUGGUCCUCCCAACUUUCCGAAGAUAAGGAAGCGGAGCAGCCCCAUGUGAAGUUCAUCACUCCCGAAGGUGGCAUUCCCUCACCCCAGCUGAGAUGCUCUGCCAGGCAGUCAUUCUUAGCAGAAACAACAAAACCAUCAGACCCGACACAAACUCGACUUAGUUUGAGCUUUGACUCCAAACAGACAUCCUUCCAGUCGACAGACACCACUCUGGAGUACUAUGAUGCUCCUCUCUCAAGGGAUCAACAAGAGGAAGAAGAGCAUAUCUAUGCAGACAAGGGAGAUGAUGUAGUGACAGUGAACAUCAAGUUCCCAACUGAUGAAGCAGAGCUAGAGCAAAACUCAUUACCAACAUCUCAGCCAGCCCCUCUACUGAUGCCAAAUGAUGCUGAAAGGGAGGACCAGGAAAAUGAGACAUUUGAAGAAGUGAUGGCGAUCGCUGUGGAACAAGAGGAUAAAAACAAAGAACCAGUCAAUGAGUCUAAUAGAAAGCAAGAAAAUGCUGUAGUUAUUGACUUAGUGGAAGCUUCCAAUCACGGUGAUCGUCUGUUGAUCCUUGAGGAACAAUCUCUGCCACUAAUCAAUGAGGAGGACCCACCCCAGUCAGAGGUCAUGGAAUCCACAGCCUUCAUUGCGCACAUAAAUGAAUGUAGAUUUGCUGAAUCCGAAGCAUCCACUCACCAUUUGAAUGCAUGUCAAGACACUGAAGCCUCAAACUUCAUUGAGCACAUGAAUGUAUGUAGAGAAAAUGAAUCAACGACAAUGAUCCCUGAGCAUUUGAAAGCAUCUGAAGACACUGAUGCUAAAAUUGAACCAGCAGAAAAUAUGGAGCAAUCUACAGAUUUGACCGAGUUUGUGCAGCGACAUUUGUUUGGCAGCGACCUGUCUCCUCCACUGACCCACUCUGGAGUCCAUGACCGUUUAUUAACAACCCCCAGCACUGAGGUGCCAGAUGAUGUCGAAGAGGAUGAUAAGGCUGUUUCUGAAGUUCCACCUGAGCUCAUUAGCCAAAAAUCUACGGUCUCUGUCACCUCAUCAGAGCCGACUGGCGCAGACUCCCACGGUGAAGAAGAUCUGACCGACUUUGUACAGCGACAUUUGUUUGGCGGCGACCUGUCUCCUCCUCUGGCCCGCUCCGGUAUCCAUGAGUUUCCACAGACAACCCCCAGCAAUGAGGCUCCAGCUGAUGUCGAAAAAGACGAUGAGGCUGCUGCUGAAGCACCACCUGUGUUCACCAGCCAAAAAUCCACCGCCUCUGUGACGUCCUCUGAGCCCACCGGCACCGACUCUCACUCUGCUAUGAGUGUCAACGAUGAUAGCGAAGAACUUUCCAGCGCCGAGUCUCAAGAAGAUGAAGAAGAAGAAGAAGAAGAGGAGGAGGAGGAAGAAGAAGAAGAAGAUGACGCGGAGGAGGAGGAAUCUGAUGAAUGUAAUGAGGAAGAGGACUCUGGCAGUGAAGUAGAAAUUAUUGAAGAGGUCCAGGGUAACGGAGGCCUGCGUGGUCUUCCACCCAGCUCUGUCUUUUUACAUCAAGAGCACGAUCACUUCUUACCAGCCUUGUCAGAGCAGGAGGCUGCAGAGUUUUCACUCAUACCGCCAGGUGUCGAAAUGAAGGUGGUUGGAGAGGAGAUGGGAGGAGAGGUAUUGAUGGUGAGACUCGGCGCUGAUACAGGGGUGAUGGAAGCGCUCGAGGACGAUGGACAAGGUUCCUCUUACAUGGAGCUCAAACCUUCAGCCACUCUUCUGGUCCCUCUUGAGAUCAUGGACGGACAACAGGACACAAGUGACAGCGCCUCACUUGGACAGCCUGAGAUUCAACAAACCAUUGUGCUGGAUGACCAGAGGUCCGAAAGUCACAGCCAUUUCUCUCUAUUGCUGGAUGUGGAAGAAGAUGCAAAUGUGUCGUCAAUUGAGGAUGAUCCUCAGUCAUCCCAACCGUCUUCUCAAAAUGUGAUAUCAGUGACUACUGAUGGCCCUGCGACAGAAGCAAGUAUUGUUCUUUUACAUGAAAAAGACCAGGAUGCUAUUGGUAGUGAUGAUGGAACACAAGAUGAUGAACAGAUGGAAAUUAGGCCUGUGGAUGAGAAUAAGACCAAUGGGGAAACUAACCUCCAGAUCAAUUACACCGAGGUAGAACAGAAUGUGGAAGAACCUCACGAGCUUAUAGAAGCUCUUGAACCUACCACCAUAACAGACUCUGAGCAUGCUCCAGAGAAGGAACCUGCUGAAACUUUGGAGGUAAAGGAUCGUAUAGAUUCUGAGGUAACCAAAAAUUUAGAGGAGAUGCAAGGCGAAGCUGAGAAUGUGCAGGACGACAAUAAUACCACCAAUCAUGCAGAAACUCUUAGUUUUGUGGAGGAACAGCACCAGGAACUGGACUACAUAUCUUUAAAAAACAACCUGGAUGACAGGCAAGAAGGUCCAAGCAAGACCACCACGAAUGAAACAAGAAGUGAAGAUGUUGAAGAGGCAAACGAUGUGCAGCGAAAUACAAGUUCUGCCACCAAAUCUGAACAAUGUAGAGUCCCAGAAACACCAGCUUCUCAGAAAAAGAAAAGUGCUCAGUUUACCCCAAAGCAGACGACGACACGAGUGAGUAGAACUGUCACCUUUGUCUCAUCCCUCUCGGAGGAACCAGAGGACACCGACAAGCACCCUGUAGUAAUCUCGGCCUCGCCCAGUCGUACACCUAGAAAAGCUAAACAAAGCAAACAAACCAAAGAACGAGUUGUCACACCGAGGAGAAGCACACGCAAAACACAAGCUGAACUUACUCAAAUCAAGGAGGAAAUUUCUGAGAAGGUCAAUCGGGAGGAAGAUGUGGAUAAUGCUUCUGUAGCUCACAGUACCUCUGUUGGUUCUCCAUCCAAACGACAGGCUUCUCAGAGAGAUGCUUCUUUAAGAAUCAGACAAACGAGUGAAAUCAAAAAAGAGCCUUUCGUUGUCAUCAAGGUAGAAGAGGUCAUUAAUAAAAGCCUUGCUUCAGAACCAACAACCAGGACUUCCACCCCGGCCAAACGCAGGAACACUCAGGCAAUCACUCCAAGGAGGUCCAGCCGCAGAAACCUUAACAACAGCGAGGUGUUGCCCCCAACUUUAGAGGUCUUAGAUGAGAAGGAGGAGGAGGAGGAGGAGGAGAUUUCUGCCCCGAUUGUCAAACACAGUAACAGAAAGACAAAACUCAAACCAUCAAAGGACAACAGAAAUUCAAGCCCUGGUCGGACCACGCGUCAAUCCAGUCGUAUCGCUUUGAAUGUCGAUCAACAGACUGUAGCAAGGACGGAAGCGAGCAUCAGUGAAAAAGGUGAUUUGCAUGAGACUAAGCUGAACAGCACCUUGAGUCACACAAGCCUGCGGCGGACAACCAGGGGUAAACUGUGGGACCACCCAGAGGAGGACCUCUUCGUACUGACUUCGCCUCUAGAAGUGGAUUCUGAUACUCCUGUAGCAGACGCUCUAAUAAAGAGGCUCCAGGAUGAGGAGGAGAAGCGGGAAGGAGGAGUCGUCAGAAGGAUGUUGAGGACCAGGGGUGCUAAAUCAGUAGUGAAGUCUGACAAUGAUGGCUUGGUGGCAGAACCUGCAGAUGACAUCAGCCCAGGAGAGCUUUCAUACAUCUUCUCUUCCUCACGGAGGAGAACAAGAGCCAGCAGAGCAGAGUCUCCAGGCCUCAGUAAAGAGCUUCCAGUGGCCGUCCCUCGCAACAAUGGACGAAAAGUAAAAAUUUUUCCCAAGGAAGAACUUACUUCAGAAGACCACGUAGAAGAGGGGAAACCAGUUUCUAAACGUAGAACUGGAAGACGAGCGGCUAAAUCCAACGCCGCUUCAGAGCCAGCCACCGUAGUCCAAGCAGACGUGAUCUCACCGAUGCCCAGCCCAGCUGAUCUGGUCCCACGAGCACAGAAGAGAAUCAAGGAAGCAAACGCUCGGACCUCGGGCAUGAACCUCCGACGUAAACGCAUAAUGGAAACUGUUUUCACCAGGCCUGUCACCAGAAGGAAGAAGCUCUGAGGGGAGAGAAGAGGAAGGCUGUCCAAUCAAAGUGUGUGUUUAAAGUUAAGCAUCGAAGCCGUCUACAAGAUGGCAGAAUACAAGCAACGUGGACAGGUGUGGAAAAAGACGUAUACCAGAGCUCGUAGUCUGGUGGAGCAACAGAACAAAAAUAAAACACUUUUCAGACGCUCCCUUAAAGAGAACCAGAGAAGAAAGUAAACCCACCUCUUAGCAUAGAGGCUGUAUUUACGUUCUCUUUUUAAGAUUGUGUUCUUAAUCUUACCAUUUUGGAAAACUGCUGCUCAAGCAUCCACUAUUUCUAACAAAUUGUAAAUAAUUAUUUUUUUCUUUCUUUUUUGCCAAAUAAAGUUAAUGAAACGCAGAUUUGAAAAUUUUAUGGUUCACUGCUCUAGUCUUAAGUUUGAAUUUUAUGGAUGAGGCACAUGAUGUUGAUGUGGUACCGAAAUGUUUACUGGAAAUAUUGUACAGUAUGCAAAAGAAAACAACAAUUUGGACUUGUUUGACUUGUGGGACAUGUUAAUUGACGUGUUCAUUGUAUGACUGAUUCAUAGGCUAUUUUCUAUUGAAUGAUGUCUUAUUUUUGAUGACUGCUCUUUGAUAAAUGCAGUAAAGA